AGGGCCUUGGAGACAUUGUCCAGAUGAAAUUUGAGGGCAAUUCGAAGUGGUAUUGUAGCCAUAUUGUAGUAAAAGACCCCGCCGGAAAAUGCAUUGAAUUCCCCUUUUAUGGCUGGAUAGAUGAAAAUGAAGUGAUUAUCAGAGAGGGCAGUGCUCGACUACCUCAGGAUGACAACGAAUUGUUUAAAAAGGAAAGACAAGAAGAACUGGAAUCUAGAAGGACAAUAUUCAGAUGGAACGAGUGGCGCCCGGGCUUUCCUCAGUCCAUAGAUGCCAAACUGACAGAUCUUCCUUUGGACGUUAAGUUUGAUGGAAUGAAACAAUACGAAUUCAUGAUACAUUUCCUUGCAGUGGUUUUCGAAGCAGGCGUGGACAAAUUCUUAGGUUGCUUUGAGUCCUGGAAAGAUAUAACAGAUUUUGAAAAGAUAUUUGGAGUAAUCUACCAAAAGGACACUACACUAGUGAAUCUAAUCCAAGACUGGAAUACGGAUUACAUGUUUGGCUAUCAGUUCCUGAAUGGCUGCAAUCCUGUCAUGAUCCAGAAAUGUGUGGAACUUCCAAACAAAUUUCCAGUCACACAUGAGAUGGUGAAGGGCUCUCUGCAGAGAGGUCUCACGCUACAAGAGGAAAUAGAGAAAGGAAACAUCUACAUAGCGGAUUAUGAAAUCUUGGAGGGAUUGCCAGCCAAUAGAGUAAAAAAAACCCAGUUCUUUUUGACUGCACCCAUCUGCCUACUGUACAACAACAAACAGGACCAAAUUGUGCCAAUUGCCAUUCAGCUCAGUCAAACAACAGGGGAAACAAGCCCAAUCUUUCUCCCAGACGAUAAAGACGAUUGGAUGCUUGCCAAGAUGUGGGUGAAAUCUUCUGACUAUAAUGUACACCAGCUGGUCACACACCUUCUGAAGACUCAUCUGAUAUCAGAGGUUUUUGAAGUGGCCAUGUACAGACAGCUCUCUGCGGUCCACCCUGUAUACAAGUUACUGAUACCUCAUGUCCGUUUCACAAUUGCGAUCAAUGCAGAAGCCCGUAAUUUUCUUGUCAGUGAUGACGGAGUCUUCAGCAAGAUUAGUAGCAUAAGUGGAGAAGGGAUUGAGAUACUGAUAAAAAGGGCCAUGGAGACUUUAACCAUCAAGUCCCUGUAUUUCCCUGAGACCAUAAAAGCUCGAGGAAUGGAAGAUGCACCCAAUUACUAUUAUAGAAACGAUGGCAUGCUGAUCUGGGAGGCAAUAAACUGUUUUGUUGCUGAUGUGGUCGGGAUUUACUAUGACAGCGAUGAAAAGGUUCAACAAGAUGUGGAGAUUCAAGGAUUUGUUAAGGACGUUUCCAUCUGUGGCAUGCAGGAUUUACCGGGUGACAAGUUUCCACAGUUUUUGAAUACUCGAGCGGAGCUAAUCAAGUACCUGACUGCUGUGAUAUUUACAGCUUCAGCACAACAUGCUGCAGUCAACUUUGGACAGUUUGACUGGUAUGCCUGGAUCCCCAACAGUCCUUCCACCAUGCGCAAGCCACCACCUAUAAAGAAGGGCGAAGCAGAUCUGAAAUAUAUAAUGGAUUCUUUGCCUGAUCGUGGUUGUUCCAGUGAGGUUCUAGGAACAACUUGGGCCCUCAGUCGGUUCCAGGAAAAUGAGCGAUACUUAGGCAUGUAUCCAGAUAUGUACUUCAUGGAGCCAGAAGCGCAGGAGGCCAUUAAGAACUUUCAAAAGAAACUGGACGAGGUGACCGACAAGAUCAAGCACCGGAAUGAAGGAUUACCAAUGGCUUAUUCUUAUUUGUCCCCAAACAAAAUCCCCAACAGUGUUGCAAUUUAAGAAAAUACUUCUAGAAACAU
This is a messenger RNA of Misgurnus anguillicaudatus (oriental weatherfish), 1831 nucleotides long. The record is from RefSeq and is a predicted model, not a curated record. Lineage: Eukaryota; Metazoa; Chordata; Actinopteri; Cypriniformes; Cobitidae.